AUGUCGAUCAAACUCGGUGUGCUGUCGGACUUCAAACAAUCGCGAUAUGUGAUUCACCUAUCGACCGGCAAGCGCCUGGUGCUGUUCCGCCUGCCGUCCAUCGACCCGUCGAGAUCGAAAGCUAACGAGACCGAUGACGGAUGGUCGUAUUUUGCCAUGGAGGCGGAAUGUCCUCACGCCGGUGGCCCCAUGGCUGACUCCUCGGUCGAUAUUGAGGAUUCCGCUUACGUCGUCUCGUGUCCUUGGCAUGCGUACGAUUUCAACGUAGAGACGGGCGAGUCCAGCGUCGGGAUCACCGCGUGCACUUUCCCGGUUGAUGUUCGGGGCGAGUUUGUGACGCUGGGAUACCCUGCUGAAGAUGUCGGACUGGUCAAGUUGGAGCCUGUGAGUGAAAAGGUCAAGUUGAAGAAUCAGCGAGCGGAGAAUACUGUGCCUACUUCUCCAGGAGACCCGGGAGUCGCUCGAUACCUCGACGAUAAUGCGACGGUGUGUGACUGGGCUGUUCACAUCCUGAACACGCCUCAUCCAGAACACAAGAUCGAGUUGACUACCCACCUAUUCUCUACAUUCACGAGCAGGGAGGCUUCGUCCUCUCCGAUGGAGCUCGGACGAGGUACCGUUAGCCCGCCAGCUCAACCUCCUCGCGAAGGAUUGACCGAGGUCAAACCCCAAUACAUGCCUAGACCUGGAAAGGGAGGAACACUGAAGAGUAGGAUUGCAAUGCUUCAUGCCCUCGCAAAUAUCGAGUUGUGGGCGAUUGAUCUUGCAAUUGACAUUUGUGCGAGAUUCUCAAAAUUCCAGACAGAAGGACACGGCAGGGAACUACCACGAACCUUCUUCCACGACUGGUUAAAGGUCGCCGCCGACGAAGCGAAACACUUUUCCAUCCUCCGAGCAAGAAUCGAAGAAAUGGGCUCUCAUUUCGGUUCUCUCCCCGUCCACCACGGUCUCUGGCUGUCGGCCACUGAAACGGCGCACGAUAUCCGAUCGAGAAUCAGUAUAAUUGCUCUCGUGCAUGAGGCUCGCGGUCUCGAUGUUAAUCCCAUGACAAUUGAGAAAUUCCGCAAAGCCGGCGACCCCGAAAGUGUCGCAGUCUUGGAGGUUAUCCACAAUGAUGAGAUCACACAUGUCACAACCGGCCAUCGAUGGCUUACGUGGAUUUGCGAGCAAGAAGGCACCGACCCCGUGCAUGUCUUCCGGACAAACGUUUCCAAGCAUUUCCGUGGGCCUAUUCGAGGACCUUUCAACGAGGAGGCUCGAUUGCAGGCUGGUAUGGAUAAACGGUACUACGAGAAUGCCGUAGGGGCAGUGGGUGCAUAA
Messenger RNA from Aspergillus wentii DTO 134E9, 1320 nucleotides. RefSeq names its product Rieske [2Fe-2S] domain protein. NCBI's taxonomy places the organism in Eukaryota, Fungi, Ascomycota, Eurotiomycetes, Eurotiales, Aspergillaceae. The record is from RefSeq and is a predicted model, not a curated record. Gene Ontology annotation, molecular function: 2 iron, 2 sulfur cluster binding. The transcript has a single exon. Bases 1 to 1320 code for a protein of 439 amino acids.